This is a messenger RNA of Nicotiana attenuata, 1456 nucleotides long. RefSeq names its product protein transport protein SEC13 homolog B-like. Lineage: Eukaryota; Viridiplantae; Streptophyta; Magnoliopsida; Solanales; Solanaceae. Gene Ontology annotation, biological process: protein import into nucleus; COPII-coated vesicle budding. Gene Ontology annotation, cellular component: COPII vesicle coat; nuclear pore outer ring. Bases 229 to 1137 code for a protein of 302 amino acids. The transcript is spliced from 2 exons. The record is from RefSeq and is a predicted model, not a curated record. Gene Ontology annotation, molecular function: structural molecule activity; protein binding.
AAGAAGAGAUAGGGGAAACAACAGAAAAAAGAAAAACUCAAAUUCGAGGUAAACAUCAACUAUGAAUAACUUAUAGAUUUGCUGCACAAAUAAGCUUUCCACAUUAGACAGUUCAGUUCUCUCUCUGCAGAUUCGAGUUGCGCUAUUUUCUCCAUCCCAUUGCUUGACUCUGAAACAUUCUAUUACAGUUACAGGAGCUGAGAGACAUUGUGUAGCGGAAAAGGGAAGAUGCCUGCACAGAAGAUUGAAACGGGUCACAAUGACAUAGUUCAUGAUGUUUCCAUGGACUAUUAUGGGAAACGUGUGGCCACAGCAUCAUCUGAUAUGACCAUAAAAAUAGUUGGAGUCAGCAACAACUCAACUUCACAGCACCUUGCCACUCUGAGUGGCCAUACUGGUCCUGUUUGGCAAGUUGCUUGGGCACACCCUAAAUUUGGCUCAAUCCUUGCUUCCUGCUCCUAUGAUGGAAAAGUUGUAAUCUGGAAGGAAGGCAAUCAAAAUGAGUGGACACAAGCUCAUGUUUUUAGCGACCAUAAAUCGUCGGUUAACUCUAUUUCAUGGGCUCCUCAUGAACUUGGGCUAUGCUUGGCUUGUGGUUCUUCUGAUGGUAGUAUCUCAGUUCACACUGCUAGGUCAGAUGGUCUUUGGGACACUACAAAAAUUGACCAAGCACAUCCAGUUGGGGUAACAGCAGUCUCAUGGGCGCCAUCAAUGGCUCCUGGUGCUUUAGUUGGUUCAGGUGUUCUUGAACCUGUUCAGAAGCUGGCAUCCGGUGGCUGUGAUAACACCGUGAAGGUUUGGAAGUUAUAUAAUGGUGUUUGGAAGAUGGACUGCUUCCCUGCACUACAGAUGCACACUAACUGGGUGCGGGAUGUAGCCUGGGCACCAAACUUGGGACUUCCUAAAUCGACAAUUGCUAGUGCUUCAGAGGAUGGUACAGUUGUCAUAUGGACUGUGGCGAAGGAGGGAGAUCAGUGGGAGGGAAAGGUUCUUAAAGACUUCAAGACUCCUGUUUGGAGGGUUUCAUGGUCUCUAACCGGAAACUUGUUGGCAGUGGCGGCUGGGGACAACGAUGCUACAUUGUGGAAAGAAGCAGUUGAUGGGGAGUGGCAACAGUUCACUUCUGUCGACCAAUAGAAUCCAAGUAAAAAAAUUUAUUAGCUCAAGCGAGGACUAGCCUUUUGGUUUAAGUUUUACUCUCUUUAUUUGGUUUUACUUGAUCCUUUUGUUUGUAUUUGGUACAUGUGAUGAUCAAUCUGCUAAAGCUAAGGGAGUUGCAAAAAGUUAGUUAUAUACCUUUUUUUUAAGUUUUGGCCAGUGCUGGUAUGUCCUAUGUUAUACUGCUUUCUGAAUACACUCCUAGAGUAAUUUUUUAUUCCUCUGCCCCUUGUUAAUUUUAUUAGUACGGACUUAUAAUUUGUACUAAUUCAGAAUCUAGGUUUUAUUUGCUGAAUUU